AUGGAUACAGAUCGAAGUUGGAUGUAUAGACGGCUCCACGGCGGGUUGCUAUACCCAGGCUUUACGCCAUCCCGCGUGCAAGAGUUUGUUAAUUUCGCUUUACGCCAUCCCGCGUGUAUGAGUGGGCCCCAGAUUAAAUGCCCUUGCCCUAAGACAAGAUGUAAAAAUACGAGUUAUCGAGACGUCGAAACGGUGAAACUACACAUUCUGCAGAAAGGGUUUGUGGCAGAUUAUCAAGUGUGGGUUUUUCAUGGGGAGGGAAAUGUUUUAAAUCCCCGUCCCGUUGCACAGCUACGGGAGUAUGACGUUGACAUGGAAAAUGAGGGGGGAGACGACUUCAGCUCCGUUCAGAGAAUGGAACCGAAUAACGAAGCUAAUCAUUUUUAUGAUAUGAUGCGUGCGGCCGAAGAACCUGUAUUCCCCGGUAAUAGCAAACACUCUCUGUUAUCUGCGGCUGUUAAAAUGUUGGACAUCAAAUGUCGUCACAGUGGCUCAGUAGCUUUAGUAGAUGAUGUGACCGAAUUUAUACAAGAGCUACUCCCAGAGGAGAACAAGAUGCCAAAGAACUUUGCCGAAAUAAAGAAGAUGGUUAGAGGUCUUGGGUUGCCGGUCGAAGUUAUCGAUUGCUGUUUGCGCAACUGCAUGAUUUACUGGGGGUCAGACGCGGAUUUAAUGCGAUGUAAAAUUUGCGAUCACGAACGGUGGAAACCGCCCCCUAAAGGAAAUUCUGUGAAAAGACGAGUUAACGUCCCUUAUAGGAAAAUGUUUUAUUUUCCUAUAACUCCGAGACUGCAGAGACUGUACGCUUCUAAAGCCACCGCCAAGCAUAUGACUUGGCACGCAGAACACAAAAUGGUUGAUGGAAAGAUGUGUCACCCGUCAGACUCCCCAGCAUGGAAACAUUUUAGUGAAUUGCAUACAGAGUUUGCGGAAGAAGUUCGAAAUAUUAGACUAGGCCUGUGUACUGAUGGGUUUCAACCAUUUAGAGCCUUCGGGCAGAAUUAUUCAUCAUGGCCAGUAAUUUUAACACCCUACAAUCUCCCCCCAGGGAUGUGUAUGAAAGAUGAGUUCAUGUUUUUAACUGUUAUUGUCCCUGGGCCUCGAAAUCCUAAACAUCAAAUGGAUAUUUUCCUGCAGCCGUUGAUAGCUGAGCUGAACCACUUGUGGGAAUUUGGAGUCCAGACAUUUGAUGUGCACAGGCGACAAAAUUUCCAAUUGAAAGCGGCACUUAUGUGGACGAUUAAUGAUUUUCCCGCUUAUUUUAUGUUAUCUGGCUGGAGCACAUCUGGGAGACUAGCUUGCCCACACUGCAUGGAAAAUACAGAUGCUUUCACGCUUAAUGGGAGUAGAAAAAAAUCGUGGUUUGAUUGCCACAGGAAGUUCUUGCCUCGUGGUCACAUAUACCGGCGUAAUACCACUGAUUUCCGAAAAGGAAAAACCGUAAAUAAAGAAUUCAGUCGGCCGAAAACCGGUGAAGAAUUGUUGGCAGAGGUGGACCAUUUGGGGUUUAUGAAGGCAUAUGAAAUUGGGGCUGGGACAAAUAAUGCGGCGAAGUCGACAGAUUAUGGGAAAACAAAAGACCAUGCAAAAUCUAGAGAAGAGUUGAAUGACAUAUGUGAUCGGCCUGAGUUAGCAAAAGACCCGAUUACUGGGAGAUUUCCUAAGGCGCUGUAUGCUUUGGAUAAGGACGGAAAAAAAGCUUUACUUGAGUGGAUUAAGUUAAUAAGGUUUCCAGAUGGCUACGCGUCCAACUUGUCCAGAUGUGUCGAUACAGUCGGUCUGAAAAUGCAUGGAAUGAAAAGUCACGACUGCCACAUUUUUAUGCAAAGACUUCUGCCAAUCGCUCUCCGUGAGCUAUUACCGAAGGAAGUGUGGGAGCCUUUAACAGAGUUGAGUAUCUUCUUUCGUGAGUUAACUUCCACGUCUCUAACAGAGAAAGAUCUAGAUCGUAUGAGGCUGGAAAUCCCAAAGAUAUUAUGCAAACUGGAGCGUAUUUUUCCGCCCAGCUUUUUUGACUCCAUGGAACAUCUACCUGUACAUCUUCCGUACGAAGCUAUGAUUGCGGGUCCGGUUCAGUAUCGCUGGAUGUAUCCAUUUGAAAGAUAUUUGAGAAAACUGAAAAAAAAAGUCGGCAAUAAAGGGAAGGUGGAAGGAAGCAUCAGUAGCGGAUACUUGAAUGAAGAAACCGCAAAAUUUGCAGCUUAUUACUUUUCAGAAGGUGACCCAAUGGUGCCUGAGCGGCUGCAAAGGAAUGAAGUUUGUGACAUUGAAGUCGACGACGAUGUAGACAGACUAUCUAUUUUCAAGCCGCACGGGCAAUCAGUGGGUGCGUGUCGCAAGAGAUAUCUUGAAGAAGCUGAGAUUGUUGCUGCCCGGACAUAUGUUCUAAUUAUUGUUAUCUUCUUCACUAAAGGGUCUUCGAUGGCGAGUUGCGUAGAGGAAACCCCGAAAUCAGCACCUCGCAAAUUGAAGCGAAGUUCGAGAGUGACUUUGCCUUCUGGUUCGAACAAUAUUCUCGCUAAAGGACCUCUUAGAUCAGUCAGAACAUUUAAGGGGUAUCGUGUAAACGGAUACAAGUUUCAGACUCAAGCUUAUGGGGAGGAACAACUUACGAUGAAUAGUGGAGUGUGCGUGAAGGGAACUCAAUAUGUUGAUAGCGAAAAUGACUUUUAUGGAGACUUCCCUGAAAAAUGGGAUGCCAUCGCUCAAAGGCUCGCUGCCGCGACACAGUCGCAGACCGGAGAGGGUAGCUCUGCAAGUCCAGCGGAGGUGAACGAGACCCAGCUGUUUCUAGACAUUGAGGGCGUCAACAAGAAGCAUCGGGUGUACGGUCUGGGUUCGGCGAGCAGCAGUUAUGCAGGCCCGAGCAGCAGGACGCAGCGAGGCAGCUCUUCCAGGACGUCGCAGCAGACAGAAGAGGAGAUUGAUCGCCGUGUUCAGGCCGGCAUUCAAGAGGGUCUGCGGGAGGUUGAGCAGAGGCUAGCAGAGAAGCAGAGACAAGAGUUGGCGGAGCAGCUGGCGGCUGCGCGGCGUGAGCAGCAGGAAAGCAUGGCCCAGCUUAUCCGUGAGGAGGUCGCGAGACUGAUGCCUACUCUUCCUGCAGAGUAUCGAUCACAGUUCCCCCCUCCUCCGCCAGACGGCGACGACACUACAGAUUUGUAG
Mercurialis annua (annual mercury) is the source of this 3162-nucleotide messenger RNA. RefSeq lists its product as uncharacterized. The transcript has 8 exons. Bases 1 to 3162 code for a protein of 1053 amino acids. The record is from RefSeq and is a predicted model, not a curated record. Lineage: Eukaryota; Viridiplantae; Streptophyta; Magnoliopsida; Malpighiales; Euphorbiaceae.